UCAAUGGUUGCAUUCAUUCAAUCAUUUAUUUAUUUUAUUUUUAUUUUUAUUUUUGGCUUAAUGUUUGCUUAAAUGUAUCAAUUUUAUGAACGAAAAUUUAAAUGGCCAUCAAUAAUAAUGGUUUCAUAUUGUGUUGUGAUUAUAACUAUUUUGAUCUCAUUCAAAUCAAUAUCGACAAAAUCGAUACAAUCAUCUACAACACCGGUAAUCGAUGGAAAAUGGCAACCAUUGCUUAAUAUAAGUGAUGAUACUAUUCGACAAUUAUUUAUGCCAAGAUUAUUAAAUCUUACCGAAAUAGCUAAUGAAUGGAUGAAUGUAAGUAAAAAUUGUCGUCAUGAUAUUCGUGAAUCAUUGGCCGAAAUGUUUGAACCAUCAAGAAAUCGACAAACAUGGGCUUUUAAAAUGUUUGAUUCAUGGUCGAAAGUGCCGUCAAGUGGAAUGUUUCGUGGAACUAUUACUGAUUACGGUGAUUAUGAUCAAUGUCUAUCUAUUGACAAAUCAACAAUUCCUACACAAUAUUGUUUAGUAGAUUUCGCUAUGCCAAUGCCAAAACCACAGCCAAAACAUCAUAAUUUUUUUCAUAAAACUAUUGGUCUUUUACCUGAAAAUUUUCAACAUCAUAAUGGAUCAACCAUAUAUGAACAUUUGGAAAAAUAUUCAUCAAUAUUUUAUUAUACAAAUAUUGAGAUGGCUAUAUGUAUGCCAAACACUUGCAAUCAAAAUGAUCUUGAAACCAUUCUAAAAGAUGCUGAAAAAAUAGGUCUUGAAUUGAAAAAAUUAUCAUGUGAACAUCGACCAACCGAACGAUGGCGUCCAAAUUUACCACAAUUCAUUGCCAUUUUAAUGUUAAUUACAGUUUUUGUAUUGUCUAUCGUCGCUUUUAUCAAUGAUUGCAUACACGAUGGAAAAGACCGAAACGAAUUUAUUACAUGUUUUUCUCCGGCUCGAAAUUGUCGUAAACUAUUUACAACUAAAACAUCAUCGAGCGGAAAUGAUGAAUUAUCUUGUAUUCAUGGUUUACGUGUUCUUACCAUUUGCUGGAUCAUAAUGGGUCAUACACUCGAUUGGAAUAAUUUGAAUGUUUUCCGUGAUACAUUUCUUAUCAAAGAAAGUCUUUCCGAUUUGACAAAGCAACCUUUUUUUCGAACUCAUUUUUCAGUCGAAACAUUUUUCUACAUUACCGGGUUAUUAACAUCAUAUAUAACACUUGGAUAUACAAAAGGAAAACUUGAAAAUUUUAAUUCAAUUGCCUUUAUUGUUCUUCGUUAUCUUCGAUUGACACCACAACUGGUUGCAUUUAUGUUACUCACUAGUCUAUUGCCGAUUAUGUUUGAUGGUCCUCUUUGGACGAUGUACAAUGACCGAAUGAUUGGUCAAUGUCAUCGUACUUGGUGGCAUAACCUUAUUUACAUGCAAAACAUUAUUGAUAAUGAAAAUAUUUGUGCGAUUCAUACUUGGUUUCUUGCUGCCGACAUGCAAUUACAUUGGCUUGCAUUGUUUCCCAUCAUUGCUAUGCUUAAAAAUCCUCGAAUUGGAUUAAUUUUUGCUAAAUUUUUAGUUAUAUUUUUCACUUUAAUAAGUAGUCUAAUUAUUUACAUUGGUCAAUUACCACCAGGAUAUGUGGUGACAACUAAAAGCGAUUUUCUUGACGAACAAGGCAAACCAAGCGAAUUGGUACAAUUUUUUCAUAAACCAUGGAAUCAUUGUAAUGUUUUUUUCAUUGGAUUCAUUUUUGGUGCUUAUUUACAUAAAAAUCUUUCGGAAAUUUCCUGUAAAUUACAAAUGAAUAAGGGAAAGAAAAUAGCUUUAUGGAUGCUGGCUCUGUUUGGUUAUUUAUCAUGCAUCUAUUCGAAUAGCUUUUAUCUAUUUGGUCGUGAAUAUGAACCAUUUUUUUCUGCACUAAUUUUUGCUUCAAAUCGAUUAAUAUGGGCAUUAGUUUUGACAUUGGUCAUAUGGCUUUGUAUCACUGGCAAUGGAAUGUGGAUUGGACGGUUACUAUCAUGGUCAGCUGUACGACCAUUAUCAAGAAUGACAUUCUCUGUUUAUCUAGUCCAUGCAUGGACAUUUACAGUUUUGAUCGGUACUAAACGUGAUCUAAUCGACAUACGACCAACAGCGAUUAUAUUUUUAUUUGCUAGUAUGAUUUCCAUUUCAUAUGUAUUGGCAUUCAUAUUCACUUUAUUAUUUGAAUCACCAUUCAUACAUAUGAUGGAUUUUGCUAAAAAAUCUAUGCUUAUGCCAGCUAGUAAUAAAAUGAAAACAGUACCAACAAUUACAAAACAAAUGACAGAUAAUAACGAUAAAAUUCAUUAUGAACAACAAAAUUCUAAACAACAACAACAACAACAUUCUUCACUGUUGACUAGUGUUGAAUCGACCAACAUAUGAUGAAAAUUAAUCAAUGUGUGAUCAUUUUAUUUUAUUUUAUUUUAUUUUAUUUCAUUUCAUUUCA
This is a messenger RNA of Dermatophagoides pteronyssinus (European house dust mite), 2452 nucleotides long. RefSeq names its product nose resistant to fluoxetine protein 6-like. NCBI's taxonomy places the organism in Eukaryota, Metazoa, Arthropoda, Arachnida, Sarcoptiformes, Pyroglyphidae. Gene Ontology annotation, molecular function: acyltransferase activity, transferring groups other than amino-acyl groups. The record is from RefSeq and is a predicted model, not a curated record.